Molecule: messenger RNA, 2798 nt
Organism: Acanthopagrus latus (yellowfin seabream)
Lineage: Eukaryota; Metazoa; Chordata; Actinopteri; Spariformes; Sparidae
Gene: fignl1
Product: fidgetin-like 1
Exons: 2
Coding region: 342-2282 (646 amino acids)
Molecular function (GO): ATP binding; microtubule severing ATPase activity; ATP hydrolysis activity
Source: RefSeq, a predicted model, not a curated record
AUUGGCUUCACUUUAACCCCCUAUAGCUUGUAUCUUUUCAGUUUAAAUUUAAGUUUUUCCCAUAUUAUACAAAUAAAGUUAAGCCAGCCUUGGCUGGAUUCCUACAUUUGAUGACAGCGACCAUUAGAGAGAAAUGUGGGGUUUUGAAGAACGAAUUGGAACGCGGCCGGAAGUCAUACUGUUGAAGAAGAAACGGGCGGCGGGAACAUGGACACAGCCAGUGAAAGUACAACAGUUUUCAACGAGUAGACGUCAUAAAACCUAUGUCCGUAGUGUUGCACCUAUUUAUUUCUGUCACACUAUCAUAAGAAGAUUUAACUAAUAACUGGAGCAGGCCAGGCAUGAGUGGCGCACACCUGGACGAAUGGCAGAGGAGGUCCUUUGACAUUUCAUCUGGCAACUGUACACCUGAACAGACGGCCGAUGCCUACCGGGCCCACAUCCUCUCCAUUCAGUAUGCAUGGGCAAGCUCCCAGCUCUCUCAGGCCAGCAUGGCCAGCCUGCUCAGGACCUACUCAGAGCGCUAUGCCGCAGUGCUGGACUCGGAUGACCCCCACACAGGGCUUAACAACUAUGCUGAGAGCGCACUGCAUCUGGCCCGCAGUCAGAGGAACUACAGUGACAAAUGGGAGUCGUCCCUGACCAUGGAGAGUGUGCUGGAGCUGCCCAGCGUGCAGAGGAUGAUUCAGGCAGGGACAGGGGGAGGAGGCACUCUGGUGGCACCUGGAGAUGCUAACAUAUCGGUGGGGCAAGAGAGCAGAGUUGGCUCCGUGUCUACUCCCUUUACUGGAGUCAGGUCAGAGGCUGCAUUGUUCAAACCUAUAGGAGCACCACAGCCCAAGGCAGAGGCUAACAACACUGCCAGUAAUACUGUUAUUAAUAUUACAUCAGAGAGGCCAAGAGGCUCUGAGGGGAUCUCAGGUAAUCCAAACACAUUUUCCAGACCUCCAGCCCGACCACAGACUGUGUUUAGUCAUCCUUCAGUUCCUCCACAAGGAAACCCAGGCCCUGCAGGGGGUACACAAAAUUAUCAGUCCUCCUCCUUCUCCACAUCCAACCCGUCUAAGCGGAAGAACUUUUACAAUCCAGAUGGAGGCGACGGUGGCAGAGGACAACACGGAGGUCAAGCAGGUGCUGACCUGCGAGCUGGAAGCAACUUCAAAACGGCUCGUGAACAGUUCAUUGUUGAUCAACAGAAAAAAUAUUCCCAUCAGCCCCAGAGAGGACAGGCCCCUGGUAUGGCAGCAACUGUGAAGAAAUCUCUGGGUGCUAACAGGCCUCGAGGAACAUUUUCCAAAUUUGUGUCACCUAUUCCACGACAGGAGGAUGAAGUUGGAACAAGUCAUAAUUCCAGUCAGGAACCGCAGAUCCUGGAUGAGCGCCUGAAGAAUUUUGAACCGAAGAUAGUCGAGCUAAUCAUGAGUGAGAUCAUGGACCACGGGCCUCCUGUCGCCUGGGAUGACAUAGCAGGCCUAGAAUUCGCCAAAACCACCAUAAAGGAGAUUGUGGUGUGGCCAAUGCUGCGACCUGACAUCUUUACUGGCCUCCGUGGUCCUCCCAAAGGCAUCCUGUUGUUUGGACCUCCGGGGACUGGAAAAACUCUGAUAGGAAAAUGCAUUGCUAGCCAGUCAGGUGCCACCUUCUUUAGCAUCAGCGCCUCAUCACUCACAUCCAAGUGGGUGGGUGAGGGAGAAAAAAUGGUGCGAGCCCUGUUUGCCAUUGCCCGCUGCCACCAGCCUGCUGUCAUCUUCAUCGAUGAAAUUGACUCACUGUUGUCCCAGCGGACGGAUGGGGAGCACGACUCAUCACGCAGGAUAAAGACAGAGUUCUUGGUUCAGCUGGAUGGAGCAGCCACAGCAGCUGAGGACCGCAUCCUGGUGGUGGGCGCCACCAACCGGCCUCAAGAGAUAGAUGAGGCUGCCCGACGACGCCUGGCAAAGAGGUUAUACAUCCCUCUGCCUGAAGCAACCGCCCGAUCGCAGAUUGUGACGAACCUCAUGUCUCAAGAGAAAAACCAGCUGAGAGAGGAAGAGCUGGACUGUGUUGUAACAGCCACGGAGGGUUUCUCAGGGGCUGAUAUGACUCAGCUGUGUAGAGAGGCAGCUCUAGGGCCCAUCCGCAGCAUCCAACUCAACGACAUCGCCACCAUCACUGCUGACCAGGUGCGACCAAUUCUGUACACUGACUUCCAAGAGGCCCUGAAGACGGUACGACCCAGCGUCUCAUCAAAAGACUUGGAGCAGUAUGAAGACUGGAAUAAGACUUUUGGAUGUGGACGUUAAACUUAACCUCCUCAUUCUGCUUAAACCUUUGCCUCUGUUAAUGCUUUGAGGUUGUUUUAAACUGAGUUCAGAUAAACUUUACUCUCUGGAGAAAUCUGAAUCUUUGUGAUCAGCAACUUUCUGACAGUCCCGCUAAAAAGCCUCACAAAGAUCAGCUUCUAAGUGCAGAGAUGUGAAUUAAGAUUGUCCAACAGGGCCUCUCUCUACAGCCAGCCUGAUGUUUGUGAGCUAUUUGUGAAACGCAGAUAUUUGUUUGGAUCUUCAUUUUGCUCGUCCUUUGUGGUUUGGUGUUUGCAUUCGUAACACCAUGUUAUGUAUGCAUGAAUUCCUUUAUACCAUGAGACUCUUUUUUUAGGAUGAACAUUAAGCAUAUUUAGCAUUUAUUCACAAAGAUAUUUUCACCUAUGAUAUAUGCAGUAUGUUAAGACUGAACUUUUGUCCUUGAUUUAGUUUGUUUCAAUUAAUUGCAUUGCUAAAUUUGUAUUUUUUUCAUAAUAAAAUAAAAUUUUGCCCUAA